Messenger RNA from Castor canadensis (American beaver), 1344 nucleotides. It is a transcript of the gene Tbx20, whose product is annotated as T-box transcription factor 20. NCBI's taxonomy places the organism in Eukaryota, Metazoa, Chordata, Mammalia, Rodentia, Castoridae. Gene Ontology annotation, molecular function: RNA polymerase II cis-regulatory region sequence-specific DNA binding; DNA-binding transcription factor activity, RNA polymerase II-specific. Gene Ontology annotation, biological process: cell fate specification; positive regulation of DNA-templated transcription; regulation of transcription by RNA polymerase II. Gene Ontology annotation, cellular component: nucleus; chromatin. The record is from RefSeq and is a predicted model, not a curated record.
AUGGAGUUUACAGCGUCGCCCAAGCCCCAGCUGUCCUCUCGGGCCAACGCUUUCUCCAUCGCCGCGCUCAUGUCGAGCGGCGGCUCCAAGGAGAAGGACGCGGCGGAGAACACCAUCAAACCCCUGGAACAAUUUGUGGAGAAGUCGUCCUGUCCCCAGCCCCUGGGCGAACUGACCAGCCUGGAUGCUCACGGGGAGUUCAGGGGUGGAGGCAGCAGCAGCCCAUCCUCCUCCUCUCUGUGCACAGAACCCUUGAUCCCCACCACCCCCAUCAUCCCCAGCGAAGAAAUGGCCAAAAUCGCCUGCAGCCUGGAAACCAAGGAACUGUGGGACAAAUUCCAUGAGCUAGGCACUGAGAUGAUCAUCACUAAGUCGGGCAGGAGGAUGUUUCCUACCAUCCGGGUGUCGUUUUCGGGAGUGGAUCCUGAGGCCAAAUACAUAGUCCUAAUGGACAUCGUCCCCGUGGACAACAAGAGGUAUCGCUACGCCUACCACCGGUCCUCCUGGCUGGUGGCCGGCAAGGCUGACCCUCCGCUACCAGCAAGGCUCUACGUGCACCCAGACUCUCCCUUUACUGGUGAGCAGCUAUUGAAACAGAUGGUAUCUUUUGAAAAGGUGAAACUCACUAACAAUGAGCUGGAUCAGCAUGGCCAUAUAAUUUUGAACUCAAUGCAUAAGUACCAGCCACGGGUGCACAUCAUUAAGAAGAAAGACCACACAGCCUCAUUACUCAAUCUGAAGUCUGAAGAGUUCAGAACGUUCGUCUUUCCAGAGACAGUUUUCACGGCAGUCACAGCCUACCAGAAUCAACUGAUAACCAAGCUGAAAAUAGACAGCAAUCCUUUUGCCAAAGGAUUUCGGGACUCCUCCAGGCUCACUGACAUUGAGAGGGAAAGUGUGGAGAGCCUGAUCCAGAAGCAUUCCUAUGCCCGCUCACCUAUCCGUACCUAUGGAGGAGAAGAGGAUGUCCUGGGGGAUGAAAGUCAGACAACCCAAAAUCGAGGGUCAGCCUUUACAACAUCUGACAAUUUGUCUCUCAGCUCCUGGGUGUCAUCUUCUUCCAGUUUUCCUGGAUUUCAGCACCCACAGUCCCUGACUGCUCUUGGCACCAGCACAGCGUCCAUAGCAACACCCAUUCCUCACCCCAUUCAGGGUUCUCUGCCACCAUAUAGCCGACUGGGAAUGCCUUUGACCCCAUCAGCCAUUGCCAGCUCCAUGCAAGGGAGUGGUCCCACAUUCCCUUCAUUCCACAUGCCACGAUACCAUCAUUACUUCCAGCAGGGGCCCUAUGCUGCCAUCCAAGGACUACGCCAUUCCUCUGCUGUGAUGACACCAUUUGUAUGA